AGCUGUCACCAGUACUAACUUGUGUUUUGUAGGGAAUCCAGAAUUCAUAUAAAAUGGUUAUAAAAGUUAUUUGUACAUCAAUUAACUCGAAUUUAACCAAAUUUUUCCCUAUAAUAACCCAAUGCAGUCAAAUUCAUACUUCUCCAAUAAAUGCUGCUUGGACAAAUAAGGAAAACUCCGAUUUCAAAUGGCAAAAAUAUAACGAAAAAAUUUAUCCUCCUCAGCUGCCCGAUGAAGAACCAAGACCUGCGUUUGUAUGUCAUCAACGAACUAACAUUAAAUACAGUCCCUGGAAAAUGUGGUACAUAGCCUCUUUAAUCAGAGGAAUGUCAGUAGACGAAGCCAUAAAGCAGUUGAAGUUCGUACUUAAAAAAGGGGCCAAGGACGUAAGGGAAGUGUUAGAGGAGGCCAAAGUGUUGGCCGUUAAAGAGCACAAUGUAGAAUUUCCGAGUAAUAUGUGGGUUGCUGAAUCAUUUUCUGGCAAAGGGAAGGUGAUAAAAGGUAUCAGGAGACACGCCAGAUGCAGGCCCGGUACCGUAGAAUACAAGUAUUGUCAUUAUUUCGUCAGACUGGAAGAAGGAAAAUCUCCCAAACACUAUUAUCAACCGCCCAAAGAACCUAAACAACAACUGGAAGAUUGGCUUGCGCAAAUGAGAAGAAGAAAAAUUACAAAUUCUCUAUAGACAUAUAUUUAUACCAACGUUACUAUUAGUCAAUAAAUAUAAAUUACAAUCAAACAAGCCCACUAAUUACUAAAUAAAUACGUCAAUAAUUCCGGUUUACUCAUUUGCCUAUUAUAUUUUUGCACAAUUUCUUGAAUUUUUAUUCUCCUCCUAAGAUGCGGCGAUUGAUAACUAAACAUUUUUCAACGUCAUUUUUAUGAGUAAAUAAUAAAAUAAAUACACCUCACCUGUCGCUAUCUAAUCUCCUCCGCCUCGCCAUAUUUAUCGCCGUAUGCCUCACCAAAGGCCCCAAAGCUCGUCUGCUCACCACCAUGCCGUCUAUCAAAGGCGAAGCCAGCCCGACCCUUCCGGUGGGGCCUCGUAAAUGCACUCGCAGCAACCCCGCGGACAUUAUGUGCAAAAAUAUAAUUAGCACUUCUUCGUGCUUCUGAACCGUCGAUUUCUCUAAACCG
Phyllotreta striolata is the source of this 1135-nucleotide messenger RNA. The record is from the annotation of a GenBank genome assembly. Lineage: Eukaryota; Metazoa; Arthropoda; Insecta; Coleoptera; Chrysomelidae.